Messenger RNA from Letharia lupina, 306 nucleotides. RefSeq lists its product as uncharacterized. The coding region runs from base 1 to 306 and encodes 101 amino acids. NCBI's taxonomy places the organism in Eukaryota, Fungi, Ascomycota, Lecanoromycetes, Lecanorales, Parmeliaceae. The transcript has 2 exons. The record is from RefSeq and is a predicted model, not a curated record.
AUGAGGGGUAGCUACAACACAGGUGCUGCAGCAAAUCUCAACACCAUCUCCGAUUUCCGCUCCUCGCUUCGAUCCCUGCUCGUCCACGUUCGCGAUUCUGGCUCCACACUGCUGAAAUACAAUGCCGAGGACUUAGAACAGAUACGCACAGAAGGCACUGGCUUUUGCGAGCUGUCCGUUGCACUGCCGCAAAUAGAGCUGCAAAACCUGAUCACGUUGAACAUUCAGGACUGGCCAGACACGGUGAACGUCACGAUCGGCGAUCCGAAUCAAUGCUCAUCUACGAGAGCCAGCUCCAACGAGUAG